Molecule: messenger RNA, 1878 nt
Organism: Symbiodinium sp. CCMP2592
Lineage: Eukaryota; Dinophyceae; Suessiales; Symbiodiniaceae
Source: the annotation of a GenBank genome assembly
AUGGUGGCGGCAUGUAAGGUUGCGAUUGUGCUUGCAGUUGUCGUUCAGGACAUCUCAAAUCUUUUGCAGAAAUUCGGGCCGCUCGAAUGCAUCUGCUACGAGAAAGGAGCUGGCAGCGGCAUUGCAGAAUACCUCUUCUGCGGUUCUGCUGAGCGUGUAGAGAAGGAGUCCAGCAGGCCGGACUCUCCACUUCAGUUGGCAGGCAACCGUGUCCAUGUUCUGCGGGGCGCUCCGCGGUGGCCAGGAAGUACAGAUACAGGUGCUUUCCAACAAGUUCUCGUGACACCGACGCCGAAGACGGAGUCUCUGGACGUGGUCGUCUUCCGAGGACAGAGUUCGGCCUCGGGCAUUGGCCUAGUGGCAGAGAUGGCAAAGACGAAGACGACUUCGUUGGUCAUUUGGGACCGGCAUCACAGGCCCAGAGACGAGCCCAAGGUGUCCACUCUGCAGAAGAAAAUUUACACGGAGGUAUUCGCAGAGCAGGAGCCAGACAAGGAUGUCAUGAAAAAAGCAGGCGACUUCUUUUCAACUGGUGCUCCGAAGUGCGCCCUCGUGCACCUUGCUGAGGAGAAAUACAAGGUGGAGGCAGCAGUGGAGCGGCCUUUGUCACAGGUGAACGACCUUAUGGAUGCCUGCCGACACAACCAUUUGGAGACCAUAGCUGGCUUCAAUGCCUUCAAAGUCUACAAGCCAUGGCUUCACGCGAACCGGGCGUGUACGUUCGUCCUCAUUCCGCCCAAGCUGUGCCACGAGUGGGACGAUGACAUCGCCACCUGCACAGUGGGGUCCAGGAGGAUAGUUCGUGCUGACCCGGUGCGACUGCCGCUUUCUUACAAUGUCAGCAUGAAGCUGAAGAUGCUGAUUUCACCAGUCUUCCGUCCUGGCCUCAACGACAAUCCACGACUUGGUGACAGCAGACGAUGCGACAAAGAUCGGCGGAUGAAUCCGUGCGAGGAGGCAUCGCCUAAUGUUGGACCCAGAGAGAAGAAGGCAAGGCUCGAGUCCUCGGUUGUGAAAGUUGCUGGCAGAAAGCUUCGUGCCGGAACGGUUCCCUGGCGAUGGACCGUGGGAAGUUCUGUUCAGGUUCUUCUUAUCGAGGGCAUAAACACACCAGGCAAAUGGACUUUCCCGGCAGGUUCCCUGGAUCCCGGUGAGGAGGUGGCAAGUUGUGCCGCCCGCGAGACCCAGGAAGAAUGUGGAGCGAGUGGGACUUUGGGAUGCUUUCUCGGAACCUUUGACACCGAGAAAAACCGAUCAUACAUGUUUCUACUGUAUGUGCAACAUUUGGAGGAUGAAAGCAAUGAAUCUUGGCACGAUCCACAUUCCGCAUACGACACCAGUCUGAGACGUCGCAGAUGGUUCGAUGUGGAGGCGGCAAGGCCACUGCUGAAGAAAGAUGGGCCACAAGUCUUGGAAGCUUUUCUGUCCAUUCCAGAAGACAGGCGUCAGGAUGCCCGUUAUAGAGCGCUUCACAACUCAGAGCCGCGGUUUCUUGUGAUGGGAGCCCCAGGCACCCUCCGGGACCGCUGUGCACAAUGGGGGUCCAUUUUGGAGGUGCCUUCUUCAGACACUCUCACCGAAUCUCAAUUAUUUGCAGCCGUUGCCGCCGCCCUGUGGGAAGCUGACGCCGCAGUUCUGUGUGGUGGAGCGGACAUGUUGUAUAUGGCUGGGAUCUCAGCCAGGCAAAACUUGCCGGUACUUGCACUCAUCACUGGACUGGAGUAUGCGCCUGGACUACUCUCUGGAGACUCAAGAGUUCUAUCUUUCGUGCUUGGAAGCGAGAGUGAGACUACCUUCGCAGCAGAAGCAGGCAGGCGCAUCGAUGAUUUCAUGAAGCAGCUCAAGACAGCAAGAAUGGCAGGACGGAGACAUGCAUGA